Oldenlandia corymbosa var. corymbosa is the source of this 1837-nucleotide messenger RNA. The record is from the annotation of a GenBank genome assembly. NCBI's taxonomy places the organism in Eukaryota, Viridiplantae, Streptophyta, Magnoliopsida, Gentianales, Rubiaceae.
GUAAAACUGUCUCGUAAACCACAUCCUACCAGAUAACACACAGUGUCUCAUCAGUUAGGAUUAGAAGCCGAUAUCAAACCAAUAAUGUCGAUAGUUAAUCCUAUGAUCGUCACUUACUGCACUCUAUUUCUGUGUCUUUUCACGCUUUCAUUUUCCUUCUCUCAUGUUCAUGCAACUUCUUCAUCAUCAGAUUCCCUUUGUGACAUAACUCCUCAUCCAGAUUUCUGUCGUUCUCAACAACCUGCAAACAAAUCCACCAACAUCCAUGAUUUCGGAAGGUCCGCCUUUCAGAAAGCCUUGUCAGCAUCCAUUGCAUUGCGCAACUCCAUCAAUAAAAUUCCUCACUCAUCCAAAACCAUAGCUUUAGCACUUGAAGAUUGCCAAUUCCUCCUCGACAGAAAUGUCGACAUUUUAUCAACCAUUGUUCUAACUCUCAAAAACAAAGAUACCCUUGAGAGAAAAGAAUAUGAGGAUUUACACACGCAUCUCAGCGCAACCAUAACCAACAAACACACUUGCUUAGACAGCCUAAUCUUCGCGGCUUCAUCGUCAUCUUCCAUUGUGAAAGACAUUUCACCUCCCCUUUCUAAUGGCUCCAUGCUUUGUAGCAUUUCUCUUGCAUUCUUCAAGCAUGGAUGGGCCCCUCCGGGUACCAAAUCCAGGUCACUUGAAGAAUCAUUCCCUCUUUCCUCGUCGUCAUCUUUCCACAGGAAGCUUCUGCAACUAAACGGUGUUAAAAUUAUCAAAAGGGUAACAGUGAAUCCUGAUGGAAGUGGUAAUUACACAACCAUUAGUGAUGCAGUUGCUGCAGCACCAACCAAUAUUCAAUAUGGGCAAGGAUAUUACUUGAUUCGGGUUGCUGCCGGAGUAUAUCAAGAGUAUGUGACCAUUGAUUCCAACAAAAUGUAUCUGAUGAUGGCUGGUGAUGGAAUCGACAAAACCAUUAUCACUGGGAAUCAUAGUUAUGAUGAUGGUUGGUCAACCUUCAACUCUGCUACAUUUGCUGUGAAUGGACAAAGGUUCAUAGGAGUGAAUCUCACAAUUAAAAACACGGCAGGAGCAGCAAAGCACCAAGCCGUGGCCCUUCGAAACGACGCCGAUUUUUCGGUGUUUUACCAAUGCAGUUUUAUAGGUUACCAGGCUACACUAUACGCACAUUCAAUGAGGCAGUUUUACAGGGAAUGCGACGUUUACGGAACCGUGGAUUACGUAACCGGAAACGCAGCUGUGGUUUUACAACACUGUAACAUUUACUCAAGGCUCCCACUUCCAGGCCAAUUCAACACCAUUACUGCCCAAGGUAAAACCGACAUAAACCAAAACACCGCCACAACUAUUCACGAUUGUAACAUCAAGGCCGCCGCUGAUUUGGCAUCGAAUAUCGGCACGACACAAACGUACCUUGGAAGGCCAUGGCAAACGUAUUCCACAACUAUUGUUAUAGAAUCGUACAUGGAUAACCUGAUUAACCCUGCGGGUUGGUCCAUCUGGUCUGGUAAUCAGUCAUUGGAUACGUGUUAUUAUGCCGAGUAUAAUAACACGGGUCCUGGAUCCAGUACCGCGAAUCGGGUCACUUGGCCCGGGUAUCACAUCAUUACUGAUGGAGCUAAUGUUCUUAAUGUCACGGCCUCCGGUCUCAUAUUAGGAGACUUUUGGUUGCCUUCUACGACAGUUCCUUAUACCAGCAAUUUACUCUAUUAUCCUUAGAAAAUCUAAUCAUGCAUGAUGCAUCCAACCCAUUGCACGUAUUAAAGGAUUUCUCCUUUUCCUUUUCUUUCUUAGUUGGAUUAAUGUAAGCUCCCAGAAAUUUGAAUCCUGGAGAUUCAGAAUUGAGAGA